This is a messenger RNA of Amphimedon queenslandica, 3325 nucleotides long. RefSeq names its product RNA cytidine acetyltransferase-like. The record is from RefSeq and is a predicted model, not a curated record. The transcript has 19 exons. Gene Ontology annotation, molecular function: ATP binding; 18S rRNA cytidine N-acetyltransferase activity; tRNA binding. Lineage: Eukaryota; Metazoa; Porifera; Demospongiae; Haplosclerida; Niphatidae. Bases 178 to 3183 code for a protein of 1001 amino acids. Gene Ontology annotation, biological process: rRNA acetylation involved in maturation of SSU-rRNA. Gene Ontology annotation, cellular component: 90S preribosome; nucleolus.
CUAAAACCAUUCCUUUCUAUCUUUCCUAUACUCCUCUAUAUCAUAAGAGAGACUCUUAAGGACUAAAGAGAGAAGGAGACACCCAAACUUCUCCUAAAAGGAGAGUAAUAUAACCUGGGGGAGUGUACAAGGCGUGGUUUCAAGCGACCACGUGCUGUCAGCCCGUCGACUCAGAAGAUGCCUAGAAAGAAAGUGGACAACAGAAUCAAGACACUCAUUGAGAAUGGGGUCGAGUCAGGGCACAGGAGCCUCUUUCUCAUACUCGGGGAGAAAGGGCGAGACCAGGUUGUUUUGUUGCAUCACAUGCUCAGUAAGGCUUCCAUAAAGUCUCGUCCCAGCGUCCUCUGGUGCUACAAGAAGGAACUGGGUUUCUCCACUCAUCGAAAGAAGAGAAUGAAGCAAAUGAAGAAGAAGUUAAAGUCUUCAGGCUCAGCAGAAGGGAGCGAUGAGAAUCCAUUUGACCUCUUCAUAUCAUCAACUUCAAUAAGAUACUGCUAUUACUCUGACACUCACCGUAUCCUUGGUAACACUUAUGGGAUGUGUGUGUUACAGGAUUUUGAGGCCAUUACUCCCAACCUGUUAGCUCGUACAGUAGAGACUGUUGAAGGGGGCGGAGCUAUUGUGAUAUUGCUACAGAACAUGACGUCCCUGAAGCAGCUAUACACUAUGACAAUGGACGUACACUCUAGAUAUAGGACUGAGGCACAUCAGCAUGUGGUGGGACGAUUUAAUGAGAGGUUCAUAUUAUCUCUUGCUGAUACCAAGUGUUGUUUGGUGAUUGAUGACCAGUUGAAUGUGAUUCCUCUCUCAUCAGCAAUGAAGACCAUUGAGCCAUUGCAACAUAAAUCAAAAGAUGAGUCCUUAUCGUCUCAGCAAGUGGAGCUACAGUCUCUCAAGGAAUCCUUACAAGAUACCCAACCAGUCGGUUCUUUAUUGUCCUCUGCCAAGACUCUUGAUCAAGGGAAGGCUGUUCUUAAAUGUAUAGAGGCCAUUUCUGAAAAGACUCUAUCCAGCACUGUUGCUAUCACGGCAAGCAGGGGGCGGGGUAAGAGUGCAGCUCUGGGUCUUGCUAUAGCUGGAGCUGUUGCUUUUAGUUAUUCCAAUAUAUUUGUGACGAGUCCAUCUCCUGAGAACCUAAAGACUUUGUUUGAGUUUGUUUUAAAAGGUUUUGAUGCUCUGGGUUAUCAGGAGCAUGAGGACUAUACCGUGAUACAGAGCACCAACCCUGAGUUCAACAAGGCAGUCAUUAGGAUCAAUGUUUACACCCAGCACAGACAAACUAUUCAAUAUAUUUCACCGAGCGACUCUCAUAAACUAGAACAGGCGGAGCUGGUCUGUAUUGAUGAAGCAGCUGCUAUUCCUCUCCCGCUAGUCAAGAACCUGUUGGGUCCUUACCUGGUGUUCAUGGCCUCCACUGUUAAUGGAUAUGAGGGAACAGGAAGAUCACUGUCCCUCAAACUGAUAGAGCAACUGAGGAGACAGAGUGUGGUAGGGGGUGGAGCCUCAGGUAAUCAAUUAAUUACUUUAUUAUUAUUAUUGUUAUUAUUGUCAUCAGGUCGUGUGUUGCAUGAGGUGUCCUUAUCUGAGCCUAUUCGUUAUUCAUCUGGUGAUCAUGUGGAGCAAUGGCUACAUAAGGUCCUAUGUUUGGAUGCUGCCAAUAUCUCCAGGAUAAUAACAGGCUGCCCUCCUCCCAAAGACUGUCAACUGUAUUAUGUUAAUCGGGAUACCUUGUUCUCAUAUCACAAGUCUUCUGAGGUCUUCCUUCAUCAAAUGAUGUCCCUCUAUGUCUCCUCCCAUUACAAGAACACUCCCAAUGAUCUCCAGCUCCUCUCUGAUGCACCUGCCCACCACAUGUUUGUACUCCUCCCUCCAGUGACCGACCAGCAGACUACACUCCCUGACAUUCUCUGUGUAAUACAGGUUUGUUUGGAGGGUCAGAUAUCCAAAGGUUCUAUAAUGUCCGGCCUGUCCCAGGGGAAGAGAGCAUCAGGUGACCUCAUACCAUGGACUUUAUCUCAACAGUUUGUUGAUCAUGAUUUUCCAAGUCUUUCUGGUGUUAGAAUUGUUCGUAUUGCAACACAUCCAGAUGUUAUUGGAAUGGGUUAUGGGUCUCAGGCGUUGCAGCUGUUAGUGAAUUAUUACGAAGGGAAGUUCCCUAAUCUUGAAGAAGACACUAAUGAAAUGGACACUUCAAAACCAAUUGAAAAGGAUGAUGUCAUUGUUCCUCGUUCAAACCUCCCCCCAUUAUUAACUAAACUAUCGGAGAGGGUUCCAGAAUCAUUGGAUUAUGUAGGCGUGUCAUACGGACUCACACCUCAGUUAUUAAAGUUUUGGAAGAGAGCUGGUUUUUGUCCAGUGUACCUCAGACAGACUCCGAAUGAUUUGACGGGAGAGCACUCCUGCAUAAUGAUAAGGACCCUAGAUACUGACUCUGACUGGCUCUACCAGUAUCACAAAGAUUUUUGUAAUCGCUUUCUGUAUCUACUUUCGUUCCAAUUUUCUGAGUUCCCUGCCUCCCUGGCCCUCUCUCUCCUUCAAGCUAAGGGACUAGAGUUAUGUCACCUCUCACACGAUCAGUUGAUGACUCAUUUCAAUAAUUACGACCUCAAGAGGCUCGAUCUCUACUCUCGUAACAUGGCUGACUAUCAUCUUGUCACUGAUCUAAUUCCAAAGUUGUCUCUCCUUUAUUUUACUAACAAGGUUUCAUUCUCGUUGUCAUUAAUUCAAAAGUCUAUUCUCAUUAGAAUUGGACUACAGCACAAGAGGAUAGAGACACUAGAGUCGGAAUUACAACUACCCAUAUCCCAGUUAAUGGCUCUAUUUAAUCGCUGUAUUCGUAAAUUUGUUUCGAGUUUCAAUUCAAUAAAAGAGGAGGUCAUUGCCAAAGAGCUCCCUCCAUCUUUAGCCCCACCUCCUGAGACACGCCCACUCAAGGAAGGGCUCGAGGCGGAGCUAACUAAAGCAGCAGAUUCCGUUUCAAAAGAACUCAAAAUGAAGAAUAGUGAUUUAUCAGAGUUUGCUAUUGAUGCUGACGAUGGCUGGACUGAUGCUCUCUCCUCUGGGAAAGAUAUGAAUAUCGUUAGUGUUGCUAGGUCAAAACGAAGAGUUUCAGCAGUUGAUGAAGAUUCGAAUGAUAAGAAAAUAAAGAAAUUUAAGAAACAGAAAAAGGGCAAGCACAACUAGAACUUAAUCUAUAAAUCAUUCAUUUAUUGUGUCUAGUAGUCCUUCAUGGACUCCUAUUGUUAAUAUAUAGUUACUGCCUCUCUCUCUCUGUAUAAUAAAGUUUAUGUUUAAAAAUCAAAAAGUGUUUGAAAUUGAAACAAAA